Molecule: messenger RNA, 2457 nt
Organism: Helianthus annuus (common sunflower)
Lineage: Eukaryota; Viridiplantae; Streptophyta; Magnoliopsida; Asterales; Asteraceae
Product: glutamic acid-rich protein-like
Exons: 5
Coding region: 1-2457 (818 amino acids)
Source: RefSeq, a predicted model, not a curated record
AUGGCUGAGAAUAUUAAAACAGACAGCAAGAGUUGGAUGUAUCCGAGGUUCGUGCAGAUGUUGAUUGAUCACGCUUAUCCUGAGAUUGACAUAAACAUAAAGAAUGAUUUGUUGAUACAAUCACACAUGAGCAAUGAUUCACUUAAACAGCUUGUGAGAUACCACCCGAAUCACCCAGAACCGAAAGUUGGUGCUGAAUUCUUUGGUUUUAUAAAAGAUGCAAACUACGCUGAUCCAGAUCCAGUUGAUCAUCAGAACUGGAGAAAUGAAGCUGAAAUGAAAGAGGCAGCGUAUGCUGAAGAACUGAAAAUUCUUGAAGACUUCAAAAACACCAAGAAUGAAUGGUAUGUUAAAGAAACAGGGAGAAGACACAGAAAGGCCACUCCUAUUGUUCAAAAGACAGGGCCAACUGUGGAAGCUGAAGUUGAGCAUGUUGUGAAUGUUGAAGCUCAGAAAGGGAAAGAUAAAGUUGUUGAUGACAAUGAGGGAGAUGAUGUUGAUAAAGAUACUACAAGCUCCUCGAGUUCUUCAGAAGAGGAAGUUGAUGAAACUGAACGUUUACGAAGAAUUCAGGAGGCAACAGAACAAGAAAAAUUGCUAAGGAAGAGAAAGAGACAGGAAAAGGACGAUGAUGAUGUUUAUGUUCCUUCUCCAGAACAUGUCUCAGAGUCACAAUCUCCUCCAGGUGGUAGAAAGAAAGCUGGAGCUCGAGAUUUUGAUUUUGCAAACACCUCACAAGUAAAGAAUGUUGAAAAGAAGGUUGAUGAAGUGAUUGCUGAGAACAAGAAGCUAGCCGCUGAAAACAAGAAAGUUGCAGAUCGUGAAAGAAUUCUAGAAAUGCGUGUGAAGAAGUUAGAGGGUGAUAACAAAGAGUUGGUGAAAAGGAUUGAUUCUGAUCAGUCAGAGAUAGAUAUCUUAAAGGUGAGAGUUGCUGAGCUUGAGGAAGAGAAAGCUCGACGAGAUGAACAAAAUGAAUACUUCAAGUUAAAGAACAAAGAGCUUGAAGCAGCUAAAGCGUUCAGAGAUCAUGAAUUCUAUAUGCUGAAUAAAGUAGUCGAAAGUAUGCUCGGAACGUCUGUAGAGCAAAAGUUUGAAGAGUUUCAAGUUGAAGAGCUCAGAGCAGAACGUCAAGCUAAAAUUGUUGAACAAAUGAAAGACAAAGGCAAGGGUGUGGAAGGAAGUUCUGCAGUGACAGAAAGAUCGAUUGUUCCUUCUAUGGUUGUUGAAAAUCCCGAGCCUAUCUCUGCAAUAUCUGGUCUUUUUGAGGAUGAGACACCUAUGGACGAGUUAAUCGGUGAUAGUGAUGAGGAAGAUGAUGAGGAGGAGGAUGACGAGGAAGAUGAAAAAGAUGAGAAAGUAUAUUCUACGAGCAGUCAUGGUUCUGACAACGAUGACGACGAUGCUCAGGGUGGUACAGGGUUGAAAGUUACUAAGGCUUCUACUGAAAAGAAUGUAGAUGUUUUGAUGAACGACUCAGUGAACGAAGAAUCAGGGGGAGCUGAUAGACAGGGGGAGUCAGGUGAUGCACAAAAUGUUCAACAUGCUGAGAAGUUGAUUCUGAGAUUGGAUACUUAUCGUGAAGAAGGAGAGCAUUUCCAUACUUACACGUUGGAAGCAAUUAAAGAAAUGACUCGCAUGGUGAAUCCUGACUUUAAGUUCGAUUUUGAAGAAGAAUUGAACGCUGAGUUUGAAGAAGAGUUGAAUGCCUUCGACAUCAACCAACAGCCUGAGUAUGAGUAUAGAUAUGUUGAAGAGGCUGAUAUGUAUGACAGAGUUGAAGUCGAAGAUUGGACGGAUGACGAAAGUGUUAGUGAAGAUACGUCACAGUUGCCAACGUUGAUGGAAUUUUUUACUGAGGAGAAUCGUGAUGAGCUGCGAAGAAAAGUUGCUGAAAUUUUGAAAGAUGUGAAUUUUGACGGCACUCCAAAAGAUAUGGCAAAAGAAGAAAAGAAAAAGUGGUUCAAAGAAAGUCAUGAGAGGAAGUUCAAACGGCCGUUAAAGUACUAUCAACGUGAUAAAAGCGAAGAACGACAUUGCUAUGUGGGGAUUGAUAAAUUCGAGGCUUUGAGAGACUUCAAACACUGGAAGCCACACUAUCCGAAGAGAGUUACAAGAAGAGAUCCAGUGACAGGUGUUGAAGAGACGAUACUGAUUGUGAAAAAGCCUAAAACGAUGAAGACUAUACCAGUGCCAUCAAUGGAGCAAGAGUUUUACAAAGGUUUCAUGGGCUGGAAAAGUAUCAACUCUGAAAGUAAAUGGAAGUCUUCAUGGUGGUCGCUCGAUGAGAAGAUGAAAAGGAAAGCUGCUCGUGAACGUCAAAAGCUUGAUGAGAACAGAGGCAAAUGGAUGCACAUUCAAGCUGAAGAGGAUAAGAAGAGAAAGAAAGAGAACGACAAGAUACGGAAUUUGCUUAGGAAGAAGCCUAAGCAGGACGAAGAAAAGUUUAAGUCGUUGUGA